Molecule: messenger RNA, 1020 nt
Organism: Boeremia exigua
Lineage: Eukaryota; Fungi; Ascomycota; Dothideomycetes; Pleosporales; Didymellaceae
Exons: 1
Coding region: 128-946 (272 amino acids)
Source: RefSeq, a predicted model, not a curated record
AUUGGCAUCAACAAACUAUCUCAUUCCUGGUCAAACUUACAUUACAUCUCAGCAACGUCUCAUCUGUCACUCGACAAACCAUCCACCCUCAUUACAACCCCCACAUCUUUCUACACGCCGCAGCAUCAUGCAGCAUGGGGUGCCCAAAGCCGCUUUCUUCCGAGCAACAAGCCUGGGUGCAGUACGCUCUCUUCAGUUGACGCGAGUUCCAUGGCUAGAUCGACUGGGUUUCCAAGCCUCACACUAUGUCACAGCAAUGCUGCGACCCUUCACAUCCGGAGCGUUCAGCCACGCAGACACUUAUACCAUGGUGGCAAACGCGCUUUAUCUCGGGAACAGCCCUAGCCACUGUGACGACUUGCGGCUUUUCGUGGUAUUUCCUCAUCUGAAGGAGGAUAUUCGACACAACAGCAGACUUUUGGCAUGCUUUUGGCAGAGAUGCAUGCUGCCAGCCAUCGACGCCGUACAAGCCCCACAAAGACCGUAUGACCAUUCAGAAGGCAUGGACUACAUCAGCUACCCUCCAGGAGAUGACAUGAAAGACUUAGACGAAACUCUUGCCACUUUCGCUUUACAUACGCCUAUACAGCGCCAGGACAGCACACAGUCUUUCUCUCUAGACCAAGCGUGGGAAGGCAUUGAGCAAACUGUAAUUAACGACCCGGACCUGCAAACAUUGGCAGGAAUGUUUCUCAUUGUCUCGUGGGAAGCACCUGCGGCCUCGCCGGGUUCAUGGCAGACUCCGUCCUUCGAGCAGUUCUUGAGUCCAGCGUCUAUUGAUCAAGCAUGUAGCAAGAUCGUCUAUGAAGAGCUGCGGCAAGAGAUGCCAGCUCUGAAGAAGGACAUGCCAACGAUCGUUAGGAAGAGAUCGGCUACACUAACGCAGUUGGAGGAUCGACCGGAUGUGAAGAGGACGCACAGUGUGGAUAUGACGCAAGGCUGGUAGAUGCAUGCCGACAGGGACUGACGGGAAUUUUGGUCUGUAAUUUUGACCAUGGAACAUCGUAUUUCAGAGGCGUU